Molecule: messenger RNA, 2316 nt
Organism: Sporothrix schenckii 1099-18
Lineage: Eukaryota; Fungi; Ascomycota; Sordariomycetes; Ophiostomatales; Ophiostomataceae
Exons: 2
Coding region: 1-2316 (771 amino acids)
Source: RefSeq, a predicted model, not a curated record
AUGGCCGAACUUGCAAGACUCGGGCGUCCUGGUCAGUGGAUUCUGCACAACGAGGAUAUCUAUGUAACGGACCUGGACACGCGACCGCAAACACGAAAUCCGGACGAAGAAGUACGCAUUCGUGGUCUUACAUACUAUGGGGCCCCUAUUAAUCGGAGGGACCUGGUUUGGGCAGGAAAAAGGCCGGCGCCCGACUUCCUUGACGUUACGUUUUGGGACGACUACAACAAAAGCCUCGACGAGAAGCUGAAGCAGGCCAAGGCCAGACUUGUACAGCCUCGCUUUACGCCAGAGGAACUGCAGGUCAUUGAAUCGCUGGAGGCACAGCCUCGCCAUUACUUUCGCACGCAAAUGAAUACCAGGAGACGGAGAAUGGCUGACAAUAAGACAACGAUCUUCGUCGCCUUGUUUGGCCUCGCUAAACUCGGGCGCCCUGGGCAGUGGAUCUUGCACAGCGAGGAAUUUUACCACCCUGUCAUCGACACCCGGCCACAAACACGAGCCGCUGAGAAAUGCAUCGUUGUGCGCGACGAGCACUUCGUAGGGGACCGGAGGAUUGUGGGCGAAGCGCUCUUCGCGAACUUUGAGCUUACAUGGGCAGGAGACGGGCCGACACCGGACUUUGACGACUCCCAAUUUUGGGAAGAAAAGUCUAAGAACUUACGUGAAACGCUUCGUCGGGCCGAGAAAGGCGAUAUAGAGCCCCAGUUCAACCCAGACGAGCUGCGCGUCUUGGAGGCGAUGGAGGGCGAUGAGGGGCACGCGUUUGCCAAGUACCUCACGGAGCGACUAGAGGCACCACCACCGGCGGUCAUCGAGACGGAGGAAGAGCAGCAGGUAUCACCAAGGCUUGGAUUGGCAAAACAAUUGGUUCUCGAUGCGUUUGAACGUCUGUGGUACUAUGGUCUUCCCGGAAAAUGGGUGCUGCAUAACGAGGAUCUUUAUCUUCCAGAAUACGACACACGCUUCCGGGAGCGCUACGACGAAGACGAGGAUGGCGACGACCAGGACAAGGACAAUGUCCUGAUCGACAGCGAUAGCCGGUUGCGAUUUGACACCCGCUUCAGGCCACUGCCUGACUUCAGUGACGUUGCGUUUUGGGAGGAAAAACGCGCAGAGCUGCGCAACAAGGAAGACGAAAUCACCGCAGGUCGGUUAACAACACACAACUUCACGGAAGGUGAGCUGCUGCGAAUCGAGCUACUCGACCGUGUCCUUGAAGAGCAACUUGAAUACGGCCUGAGAAGCGAAGAACAGAAAGAGCAGCAAAAGACACGGCAAAUUGCAGCGUGGGUCAAUGGCAAGUCGCCGAGAGAAAUAUGGAGCAUGCCAGCAGAGCAGCGUACACCGUCCCCAUCACCGUCGCCUUCUGUCGACGCACCUUCAGAACAUAGACGGCGGGGCCAUGCAGCAGACGUCGACGGAGACGCCACCCAAACACAAUCACCCGCGUCGAAAGCUCCAAAACGCAAGCGGACGACAAUCAACGGCGACAACAAUAACUAUGGCAAUGGCAACAAAGAUGACGACAAACCAAGACACAUCAUACAACCCGCCAAACGUAGCAAAAUGCAGCCGCCGCUGGAGCCGUCGCCAGCAGUACCAAACCGGCGCCGCCGCUCCAGGAAACCACCAUCAACGUCACCGAAGAAGACACAACGCCGUCCGGCAGAUCCACCAGCAAACCCACCUCCGAGGAGAAGUCCACGCAUAGCGGCACAGCAGCCGAGGAGUAAACUCGAGCACAAUGAAUACAAUGUACAUGACGAGCAGCACGGCGCCCACCCACUGCCUCGACCCGAAGAACACAAUCGGGAGAAACAGUGCCGCGGACACCCACAUCACGAGGAGCUCAAACGGGACGACAGAGCUUGCGAGCUCCUCUGGAUCGCCGGCCACAAACGUGAUGCCCAGGCACAGCGUCAGGAGGAAGAUGUUGCUUCCCGCCGUGUUGGCAACAACGAUGCCGCCAUGGCCGCGCGCGCCGCCGAUCACGGCAACGAACUUCUCCGGCAGCGUCGUCGCAAAGGCCAAGAUGGUGACACCCAGGACGGUGCCAGAGAGGUCAAAGGCGUCCCCAAUGGAGGCGGCACUGUGCGACAGGAUGUAGCCCGCGAGCGACAGUGCGACGAAGCCGAGGAGGAGUUGAACGAUGUGGUAGACGAUGCCAUGUUUGGGGCGGUGUGGCGGCUGUUCUCCACCCGGUCCGUUGGCGAUCAGCGGCGACUGUUCGUCAGCGACCGCAUCGCGUGGCACCUCUGCCUCGUGGCCGUUGCCCCGCGUGCUGUCGUCAUCGCUAUCCGAGUCACUGUCUGA